Molecule: messenger RNA, 2585 nt
Organism: Prunus avium (sweet cherry)
Lineage: Eukaryota; Viridiplantae; Streptophyta; Magnoliopsida; Rosales; Rosaceae
Product: alpha-1,6-mannosyl-glycoprotein 2-beta-N-acetylglucosaminyltransferase
Source: RefSeq, a predicted model, not a curated record
CAACUCCUCACAGGGGAAAAAAAAAAUGAAUAAAGAGGCACAAACCGCCAUCAAUUAUUUGUUUAAUUUCUUUUUAGAUACAAGAAGUGCAUUUAAGAAAGAAAAAAAAAACUGGAAUACUUACGGAAACAAAAAGAAACGGAAAAUUCUGGUAUAGUUGUAUCAUUUGGCUUUCUGCAACGGGAUCGUUUCUCUCAGGCUCAGGCGACCCUUUGCUUCUUUACCUGAAAAGUGAAAACGGAGAACGGAGAACGGAGGAAGAGACAUAUCGAUCUUCUGUGAAUUGCAAAUUGUAAUUGCCGGAAAUGGAUGACUCAGGGAAUCCUCAGGACGUCAGUGUACCACCAGUUGAAGGUGUUGCUGGAGGAGGGACGGCAUAUGGAUGGACUGAUGGCGGCUUACAAGGUUUAAAUCCACACAAGGGAUCAGUUGACCCUACAGAGGUUCCAACUGCUGAUUUAGUGCAUGUGUGGUGCAUGCCAAGUACAGCAAAUGUUGGGCCACAAGAAAUGCCUAGGAAUUUGGAGCUGGUUAAUCUUCUGGCUGCUAGAAACGAGAGAGAAAGUAUUCAAAUUGCAGUACGUCCAAAAGUUUCCUGGGGUGGUCUUGGAAAUGCAGGGGUUGUGCAGGUCCAGUGUAGUGACUUAUGCUCCACAUCUGGUGAUCGGUUGGUUGUUGGACAAUCAAUAAAGAUGCGGCGUGUGGUGCCCAUAUUGGGUGUCCCAGAUGCUCUUGUGCCUCUUGAUCUUCCAGUUAGUCAAAUAAGCCUAUUACCAGGAGAGACAACUGCUGUCUGGGUUUCCAUUGAUGUUCCUAGUGCGCAACCCCCAGGAGAGUAUGAGGGGGAGAUCAUCAUUACUGCUACAAAGGCAGAUGCAGAGAUCCCUUCACAAUGUUUGGGCAAAUCCGAGAAGCAUCAGAUUUAUAGGGAUCUUCGAAGCUGUCUUGAAAUGGUGGAGCCCAUUGACGGAAAACCGGUGGAUGAACUGGUAGAAAGACUGAAAUCUGCAACAACAUCUUUAAAAAGAGUUCUUUUGUCGCCAUUAUUUUCAGAAUUUGUUUCAUAUAAUGGGUCAGUUGAUAUGAUGGAGGAAGAUGCUAUUUCGAGCCUUUCAGUACGUGUGAAGAUUCAUAUGACAGUUUGGGACUUCAUUCUUCCUGAAACUCCAUCACUUCCUGCUGUAUUUGGCAUAUCUGAUACUGUAAUUGAGGAUCGUUUUGGUGUUGAACAUGGGAGUGAUGAGUGGUAUGAGGCAUUGGAUCAGCAUUUUAAGUGGCUUCUUCAAUACAGACUCAGCCCAUACUUUUGCAGAUGGGGUGAUAGUAUGCGUGUCUUGACAUAUACCUGCCCUUGGCCAGCUGAUCAUCCAAAAUCAGAUGAAUAUUUUUCAAACCCACGAUUAGCAGCCUAUGCUUUGCCAUAUAGUCGAUCUGUCUCUGGCGGUGAUGCAGCGAAGGAUUACAUGCAGAAACAAAUUGAGAUAUUGAGGACAAAGUCUCACUGGAAGAAAGCAUAUUUUUACUUGUGGGAUGAGCCACUGAAUUUGGAGCAAUAUGAGUCCCUUCGCAGCAUAGCCAGUGAGAUCCAUGCCUACGCUCCUGAUGCUCGUGUUUUAACUACUUACUACUGUGGACCAAGCGAUGCACCUCUUGCACCCACUGCAUUUGAGGCUUUUGUAAAAGUUCCAAAGUUUUUACGCCCACAUACUCAAAUUUAUUGUACAAGUGAAUGGGUGCUUGGUAAUCGAGAAGAUUUGGUCAAGGAUAUUAUUGCUGAAAUACAACCAGAAAAUGGCGAGGAAUGGUGGACUUAUGUGUGCAUGGGACCGUCUGACCCCCAUCCCAAUUGGCACCUUGGGAUGCGAGGUACUCAGCACCGGGCUGUAAUGUGGCGUGUAUGGAAAGAAGGUGGAACAGGUUUCUUAUAUUGGGGUGCCAAUUGCUAUGAGAAGGCAAAUGUUCCAAGUGCAGAGAUAAGAUUUAGGCGCGGUCUUCCCCCUGGAGACGGAGUUUUGUUCUACCCUGGCAAAGUGUUCUCAUCAUCAAAUGAACCAGUGGCUUCAGUCAGACUUGAGCGCAUUCUCAGUGGCUUGCAAGACAUUGAGUACCUCAGACUCUAUUCUUCAAGGUAUGGUAGAGAUGAAGGGUUGGCUCUCCUUGAAAAGACGGGCUUGUACCAGGGUCCGGAGCGCUACACGCUUGAGCAUAUGCCAAUUGAUGCGAUGCGGGGUGAGAUAUUCAAUGCAUGCCGGUCAUGAGAAAAUGCUGUAUGCAAAAGGGAUGUGGUAGAGUUGUUCAGGUCAGGCAUGAUUAGGUCUUGAUGGUCGGCACACACUUCCAGACAUGCCUAGACUUGAGAUCAACGUUUUUGCAGCCAAGCCUGCACACGAUCAUAGAUGUUUUUGUCUUCCACAACUACCAGUUUUGCAUUUUCCUAACUUUCAUAAUCAUUUCAUGUUAAUGUUAAUGUACAGAGAUCAUCUAGUCGGAUCCUUUAUUUUUUCCCUAAAUUUGAUUGAUUGACUGUAUAGAUGAGAAACAUGAAAAAAGAAAAAAUGUUUAGAAGCUAGAAUCUUCUUGCUACU